Messenger RNA from Verruconis gallopava, 333 nucleotides. RefSeq lists its product as uncharacterized. NCBI's taxonomy places the organism in Eukaryota, Fungi, Ascomycota, Dothideomycetes, Venturiales, Sympoventuriaceae. Bases 1 to 333 code for a protein of 110 amino acids. The record is from RefSeq and is a predicted model, not a curated record. Gene Ontology annotation, cellular component: ubiquitin ligase complex. The transcript has 2 exons.
AUGGGCCUGGCAUAUAACAUAUACCUAGAUUCUAACAAGAUCUACGGCUGCAAGAACUGCAAGACUCACCUAGCCAACCACGACGACAUCAUCAGCCGCAACUUCAGAGGUCAACAUGGCAAGGCGUACCUUUUUGACAACGUAGUCAACAUCACAGCAGGCGAGGCCGGUGAGCGCAACAUGACAACGGGACGACACGUCGUACGUGACAUCUACUGCAAACAGUGCAAAGAGACGGUUGGAUGGAAGUACGACAAAGCAUACGAAACAAGCGAGAAGUAUAAGGAGGGAAAGUUCAUCCUUGAAGCAGAGCUGCUGAGCAACGUGACCUAA